Messenger RNA from Styela clava, 979 nucleotides. The record is from RefSeq and is a predicted model, not a curated record. Lineage: Eukaryota; Metazoa; Chordata; Ascidiacea; Stolidobranchia; Styelidae.
UUUGACUUCCAUUGAAAUUGAAAGAAAGCGUAAGGAACUAGAGGGAUGGGUUCAAAGUAUUUACAAAAAGUUAAAAACGAAAGAAGAGAUAGCAAAUAAAUGCAAGUAUGAUCAACUAAAAUGGAACAAAGCAGAGGAAAGUUUAUCUAGAUGUAUAAAAACUUGGAAACAUUUUGUAACUCGAAAUAUAGGAAAAGAUAAAAUGACUGAUGAAUACUUGGAAAAAAUAUUCCAAAAAUGCUCGGAUGCUGAAAAAUGGCUCAUGAUUCCCUACCAAAAGAUGUCAUUGAGACAACUUAGAGAUGAAUGUAAGAACUUAGAAACAGCGGUUUCAGAUAUCUUGAAAAGUCUGAAAGCUGACAAACAGAAACGUAAUCAAGAUAUAAUCAAAGCAGUCGAGGAAUGUCGAAUGUUUAUCAGUCGUGUGAGAUCUUUUGAAGUUUUGGGGGAACAGAAAAACAAACUUACAUCAGACGAUAUAAAGUCGAUAAUGAGAAAAUGUGAUGAAUUACAUGAGUGGCUAAGCUCGUACCCCUUGUUUCAGCAGAACAAGGACGAGAUAAAGAAACAAAAAACAGAAUUAGAAGAAUUCAUGGACAGAAUAAGAGACCGAAUAAAAGAAAAUCAACAAGCCGCUGAGGAAAAGAAGAAAGCCCGAUUUGAAAUGAAAAAUCCACAUGAAAUGUUAGAGGACAUAGAAAGCUAUGUUGAGGAAGCUGAAACAUUUGUUAAAUCCAAUGAGUGCAGGGCAGCACUGUUAUUCAAGGAUAAGGAAUGUAUACUCACCAUAUGUCGAGCGGCAAAACGACGUGUCAACUCGUAUUGGCUAUAUUCACUUGAAGAGUUAAGAAGCAUAUACGAUGAAUUAAAAAGUGCGGUGGCAAAGGCUCGCAAUAAUAUUCCUGGGGAAAACAAGAGAAGGAGUCGCGAGUCGGACAAGAGAAGACGCGAUGAAGCAGAAAUAAGACUUCAAAAAUAA